GCCGGAGCAAACUCGCAUCUAACUGAAAAAACUGGUAGAAAUCCAGCUGGGAGUGAGCAGAAGCAGCACCGGGAGGAUUAAAGCUCAGGAGAGUGAAAAAGAGGAGUUUCGCUUAGCCCCCGAGAAAGCGAGUUUGGUAGGAGCAGAAUUCCAGGUUAGACACUCGUUGCAAACACAACGCCUCCUUUGCUCCCCAGUCAUGUUUACCUCGUGGAUGAGAAGAGAAUCCUGAAGUACACUUGUGGUUUUAUAUUUGUUGCCUUUCACUUUCCACUCCCAAUAAUCAUUAGUCGCCCCGGCACCCAUUGCCGGCGCUGGAGUGACUUGAUAUUCACCCACUGGGGGGGGUUUGGAAAAGUCGUGCACAUUUGCACCUGGAGUUGCGACGAAAAGGACCCAUUCACAUCGGAGCAAACGGCUGCAACCGUGCCCUCCAGGUAUUUAUGGUACGUCGGGAUUUCCUUGCUCUUUGACACCUAUCUUGGAGCAUUUGGUAACGGGCUGGAGCUUGCUCGGUUGAAAGAGCUGACUGAUGUGUCCAAGUGGACUUCUCAUGGCGCCCUUCAGAUCAAAAGCGGUUGUGCGAGCGGAUAACGGCGCAGGUUGGUGCGAAUUUGGUUUGUGUUGAAGCAGUGUUGCUCAGAUCACGUCGAUUUCUCCCGGGGGCAAGCAUCACCUCAACCAGAGAUGAUUAUUCUACUUAUAAAGAACGUUUUCAGACUUCAUUUAAUGAAGAUUGUGCCUAGUUUUGUCUGGCUUUUUAGAACAAUCUCUCUGAUUUCAAAAAAUGGACAGCUUUGAAGCAGAUGUAAACUGUAAUAUGAUGAAUGAAUUGGAUAUAGAUGCCAAUGAAGAGCUUCUGGAAAAAAUGGAUGACUAUCAAUUCACCAGAUUUGUAAAGAACUACUGUGUUAAUUUGCGACAACCACAUGACAUUCUAGAUGAGGACUGCAUCAAAAAAAGAUCAGAGAAUUCUUUAGUGUGGGAGAAAUCUUUUGAACACAGUAUACUUCUAGAUAUGGAUGAUGAUUUCGACUUAAGUUUUAAUGAAGUAUGUGAUUCCUAUACCAUCUUCCUUUCUCAGUCGUCAGCAGAAGAUGAUAGCGUUAAUAUUAUUACAGAUGAUAUUGACAAGAUUGAAAAUGAAUAUGAAAUAAACAGGGCUGAAGAAACUGGGAAUGAGCAAAACCAACACAGUUCUAGCUAUUCGGACCAAAAUGAUGAAACAAAAGAUAAUUUUAAAAGUAGUUUUCAAGAGAGCAAACUGCAGGAGUUGUCUGGCAAUACCACUGAUGAGGAGCUGGAAGAAUUGCCAUAUGAUGGUAACUUACAGAAUGUUCGUGAACAUGCAACAGAUGAGCAUCCUGAUUUAGUUGCCCAAACACUGCCAUUAACUGGACUUGUCAGAAACCAGUCAGCUCCUUUGUCUGUUUGCAGAUUGACACAAACAAUCCCAUUGAGUACCCAGGAAAGAUCAACAAUGGAGAAUUCAUUCUUCUGCCAAGAAAAGCCUGAUAAUGAACCAAAUACAGAACCUGAAAAUUCUAACCACAGAAGUAAAAGUGAAACAAAUACUUUUUUGCCGAAGGACACAGUUGAUGCAUUGGUAUCCAGAUAUGAAACUGAAUUAGAAAAUAGCUUACCGGUUGAACACAGUCAGGUUUGUGAUGGAAGAUCAAACAUUGCUGAAUCACUCCAAUAUUACUUCUCUGAAGAAGACCUGGCACUUAGUUCAUCCACGUACAUUGACUCUGAGACUUUACCAGAAACCUCUUUUACAGAUAGUGUUGAAGAAACUGUAAUUAAGAACCAUGUUUCAUCAGUGGCUAGUAAUAAUUUACCUAUAAACAUGAACAAAUUUACAAUAUUAGAAGCAGACCUUUCCAGGAAUCAAGGGCUGGAUAGCAAAUUUACAACUGAAAAAAAAGUAUUCCAAGUUGAAGAUGAUUCAUACUGCAAUACGUAUGAGAAGAUGGAAAAUAAUUGCACAUGUGCACUAGAGAAUUCACCAAAAAUAACACAGGAAGAGAACACACAAGCACUACCUAAUCUUGAAACAGUAUCAGCAAUUACUCAAAAUCCUAUUUUAAAAAUGGGAAGAACAAUUUCUUACAAUGAAAUCAAAUAUGGUAAAGGAAAGCAACAUUAUCCUUUGCUUGACUUUUCCAAAGUUGGACCCAAAGUCAAAAUUCCCAAGAGGAAUACUUCGAGUAAUUAUAAUCUGGAAAGACCAAUAAUAAAAAAGGCAAAAUCUUCAGUCGACUCACCAGAAAGUCCUCAUGCAACGCAUGAGUCAACAGUAGAUGCAACACAGGUGAUAUUGGAUAGUACACAAUCUUCAAUAGUUCCUACCAGAACAGAAGUUAACAGCAAAAAACAACCUGCGGACUCAAAUCAUACCCCAGAACUUUUUCAACAAUUGCAGGAGGAGUUUGACAAACUAUUAAUAAAGUAUGCAGAAGCUGAGAAUACCAUUGAUCAGUUGCGUUUUGGAGCAAAGGUCUAUGAAAACUCUGAUUCAAAUCAAAAUCAAAUGUUUCAUUCUGGAAUUUUGUCAUCAUUCUGUAAUGUGAUCAAUUUGACUGCUCCCCAACAACAUGAAACUCAGUCAGGAUCUACUUCCCAUUCAACCAUAUUCUCCUCAUCAGUUAUUUCUACUAGAACCAAUCCAGAUUCAUGUCAUCCCAUUGCUGAGGUACACAAGGCAACAGAAGCUGAACAAAUAGCACAGGAGCUGAAUGAACACAUUGAAUAUUUUAAACAUCAGGUUGAAGACUUUCAGAAGUGCCUGAAUUCUAAGUCAAUUACUCUAGAAGAUGUGCAAUGGGAAUUUAAGAAACUAAGAGAUGGCCAGGACAAACUAGAAAGGAGAUACAUUGCAACAAAAGAUGAGCAUCGCAGUCUGCAGCAGCGCCGCUACCGUGACAAAAGUAUCAUUGUUGGGGAGUUUGACCCUGACAGGGUAAUGGACGGAGAAAUAUUUAGAAUAGGAAUGGAACUGGAAAAUAUAAAAGAGAAAAUUGAUGAAUACAUUUGCAUUCAGUCAAGCCCACAUAAUUCCAUCAUGACUACACCACAUUCCACCCAUCAGUCUCUGUCUUCUGAGAGUACUGUGGCUACCAUUAUUCAGGAAGGACUGAGGGUGGGUUUAAUUACACAGGAUGAUUUUCAAAAGGAGAUAAUGCCAGAUGAGACACCGAAGAAGAAUGGUCAAUCAUCCUUACUGGAAGACAGAGACUAUCCCGUUCAACAGAGACAAACUGCUACAGUAUUGACAAAAGCACCACCAACCCUACUUGACAAUAAAUUUCAUGCUUCUGUUUAUCCAUCUAAUUCAUUCAUGAAUCAGACAUCAAGAUUGCACAGCACUUCACUCCACAGGCAGGAAUCAUUGAAUGAACUCAAGCAACAGAUAUUUUCGCCGGACAAUGGAAUUGUUGGAUCAGAAAGUUGCAGACCUAGUACAGCUAUGCAUACACUGGAUUCUGAACAACCACAAACAGGAAGCUUUUGUGAAAGGAUGUAUUCUUGUAAGAAAGAAUUACAUAAAAGAAGCAAUGAGUCCUCCCACACAACUGAAAAUAUAAUGGAAAAUGAUAACAAAGGAAGGCACUUACUUCAGCUGGCAGAUCCAUCUGGCUGUACCAAUCUAUUGAAGUGGCAUGAACCCAUCAUUGGUGUGACAGACUUUUCAGCAGUUGCAGACUUGGGCCUUUUCGCUGAGAACUCAGAGGAUCAUAUACCGCUACCAAUCCCUCAACAGUGUAAAUCGAAAACAUUUCUACAGCAGACUAAUUGUGGUGAAAAAGAAAAUGAAGAAUUAUCUCAAUCGUGGCCUACAAAAAAUGAAGAAAUCUUGGAGCUGCAAAAUGAAGUGUCAAAACUCAAGCAAAUGUUAGAGGAAAAUCUUUCCAAGUUGUCUAAUGUACAUCCAUCACAGGAACAAAAAUAUAGGACCAGAUCAUACCAUAGUAAGAACUUUUCAUCUACAAGAUGUGAGGAGGAUGUUAAAUUAACUGCCAGUACCUUAAACGGCCUUAAAAGAAGAUCGUGUAGUUGGCAAAGAAGAGAUGAAGAUGUUUCAGAUCCAAAACUAAACGACCAAAUGGAAGAUCUACCUUUUUCUGACACACAAGUAUCUGUAUAUGCAAAACAAGGUUUCUUAGAAAAAACAAGAACAGCUCAUCAUAGACAAAGUUACUCAGAAGGUCACAAAUCAAACAGGACUUGGUUAAAAGGUUCAUGUAAAGGCUUAUACUCUUCAACAAAUGGACUGAAUUUGCAUAGACAGAAAACGAAUAGUUGCUUUUUGUGCAGUAAGAGAGCACCUCAUAAAAUCUUUUCUGAGGGAUCAUCAGGAUCAACUAGACGUGCGCUCAUUUCCAGCCUUGGAAUUUCAAGUGCUGCAACAAAUAAAUGCUCUGAAACGUUAGCAUCUAUUUCACCAUUAAAGUAUGGCACCAUUGAGUAUCCACCAAUAUCGAAUGGCUCCAGGAUUUACUAUUCCCCUACAAGUGAAAUAGACAAAAUAGAAUCACCAGUUUUACCCAAUCACUUUUAUAGUACCAGGUCAUUACUGCGAGGUAACAUUGAUAAAAGCAACAAUAAUGCACAGAUUUUACAUUUAAACACAACUUUGGACAGAGCAAUCGAAGCUGCAAACAGCAUGAAGAAAACCACCAGGAGGAUGAUUAAGAUCUUGUCUGCUGACUUGGCCAAAGCUGAGUACUAUAAAUAUUUGUAUGAUUUCUAAUAUUUUUCUGAUACUGUAAAUUAACCUAAUUUGAUGGGUGGUGUAAUAUUUAAUAUGAAGUGUAACGUGGAAUAUGAAUUCAGUACUUUUUUCUCAAACAGUGCAUUGAUUUGUAAGAUUAAGAGCUAAAGUUAGAUAGUUUUUGCAGAUUUUGGGCCCUAGCUCUAAAUACCUUAUGUCUAGGACCUCAUUGAUCACUCGUGAUUGGAAGUGACUCAUCAGAUGAGAUGUGAGGCACCACUUGUUUCACCAAGAUGUUCAGUGACAAAGUUGUAUUUGUGUCAUUUACUCACUGACUUUUGAUGUUCGGGUGACUCUUUAUAAUUUUUCAAGAUAGGUUCAAGCAGAUAUUCAGGCAGACUGCCAAUUUAUGCCCUGGUUUGUCAUCUAACGUAUAUGUGCAAAGUACCCAUUCAUAAAGAAAAAAAUUGAUUUUAUUAGAAAUACACAACUUUUGUCUCACCUAUCAUUAAAAAACACCAGCACCUUAGCCAGUAAAGAUGAAGACAACUCCAGCUGUCACCAUUACCGCCCUGGUAAAAUGCUCACCAAUGAUCUCUUCAACUAAUGCUUCAUCUCUCAACUGUUUUCCUCUCAAGGAUUAUCAAAUAUACACAUACCACAUGACUCUCUGCCUCCCACUGUUAGCACAUUUGUCAAAAUAAUUUGGUGGUGUCCAGAUUUCUAUGCAUUACAUAGCUCAAAAGGGCAUUCGUGAUUAAUGAUCCUGAGUAAUUGUAAUUGCAGACGAUAUCUCUUCUUGCCAUCCUCAACCUCUCUGCUUCAUUCAGUCGAUAAGUAUCUUUUUCCAUCCUCAUUUUUCAGUGUAUUACUGUUGUAGCCACUUCAGUCCUUGCAUCUCCUUCGGUGGCUUCUCACAUAGACAGUUUGGGUACGCAAUUAAGAUCAGUCUUCAGUGUUUUCUUAUUCCUAAUCCGUAUCACUAUCAUCUACAAUUCCAUGAUCACGCGGUUUGAAGAACUACAGUGUGAGAAACUUGUUUAAUAUUUAAAAUAGCAAGAAGCCUUUUCAGACUCUUAGUUCCAAAAUACUAUUACGUGUAAUAAAUUUUAUAUAAAGAAAUCAAACAAGAUUAUUUUAAUAUAGUAUCUGAGAUGUAAAAAAAUUAAAAGAAUUCCAGGAAGAAGAAAAUCAUGCAAGGUUGUGUUAAAAGCUGCACUGAGAUUCCUCACUUUAUUCUAUACUACAGCCCACAUCCAUGUAUUCUGUACACAGGCUAGAAGCACUGUUAUAAUCUCACUUGUGAAUAUAUUAUAUCUGCUUUGCAUAAAUAUAUCACUUGUUAAGUCUAUUUGAAACAGCAAUUACUUUGGCAUGGUUAUGUGUUCGCAUGUUAAU
Stegostoma tigrinum is the source of this 6112-nucleotide messenger RNA. RefSeq lists its product as uncharacterized. The coding region runs from base 788 to 4753 and encodes 1321 amino acids. The record is from RefSeq and is a predicted model, not a curated record. The transcript is spliced from 21 exons. Lineage: Eukaryota; Metazoa; Chordata; Chondrichthyes; Orectolobiformes; Stegostomatidae.